AUGAUAUUGAAAAGAUUGGUCAGGGAUAGCACGUUAGGAAGAAUCAUAUACAAAACUACUCAACACCUGUUUUUCUCGUAUCCUGAAGAAGAUCCAAAUUAUUCGGUACCAGAAAAAUAUCUACCAACUUCGUGCUCACUGUCUAACUCUACAAUUGCCAAUAACCAUGAUGCAAUAUGCAAUGAUGAUGAAAAACUAGAUCAUUCCCCGGUAACUUACAAGUAUAUUGCCACAUGGGACUCCGAUAAUGAUGCUGAAAAUCCUUAUAAUUGGACUGUAAGCGAAAAGGCAGUAGUCUGUAUUUUAAUUGGGUUUAAUACUAUUUGCCAAUACCUUGCUGCUUCAAUUUUCACUCCAAUUGCUGCUGAUUUGAAAAAAGAGUUUGGUGUUACCACCGUUCAAUCUUCGUUGCCAUUAAGUUUAUUCGUUGUUGGUUAUGGUAUUGGACCAAUGAUUUCAAGUCCUCUCACGGAAAUUUCUAAAAUAG
Molecule: messenger RNA, 487 nt
Organism: Hyphopichia burtonii NRRL Y-1933
Lineage: Eukaryota; Fungi; Ascomycota; Pichiomycetes; Serinales; Debaryomycetaceae
Exons: 1
Biological process (GO): xenobiotic detoxification by transmembrane export across the plasma membrane
Molecular function (GO): fluconazole transmembrane transporter activity
Source: RefSeq, a predicted model, not a curated record